AUGUCUGGAUUCAAGCUAGCUCGGCCCCCGUACGACGCCGAACUCGCAAUUAUUCGCGACACCUUCCCUCCAUUUGGGCCGAUCACCAAUGAGCUUAUCAUUGCGCACCAUCAAGACCCAAGUCUCUAUGGGCCACUUCCGAGCGUGUCAGACCUUAUCAAAGGACGUCCAAUUGUGCACAAGGAGUACGAAAUUGCAGGCUUCAAGGCUGAAGAUCCGCCAGUCCUCCUUUCGGUCUUUACACCAACCUCAUCAUGUGAUAAUAGGCCAUGUAUCUACUUCAUGCACGGGGGCGGUAUGAUCUUUCUCAAUCGCCAUGUGGGCCUGGAGCAGCCCCUCGACUGGAUAAUGGAGACGGGGUGUGUUUUGGUCAGUGUUGAGUACCGCCUGGCCCCGGAGAAUCCACAACCAGCGGCAUUGCAUGACUGCUACGCUGGCCUCCGCUGGAUUCACUCUCAUGCGGCUGAUCUCCUUGGUGUCGACCGAACACGGAUCAUGGUCGCUGGGCACUCAGGAGGUUCAGCGCUGGCUUCAGGUAUUGCCCUGUUCGCGCGAGACCAGGAGGAUGGCCUAGGCAUCUGCGCCCAGCUGCUGGCUUGUCCGAUGAUCGACGACCGCAAUACUAGUACCAGUAGCAGGCAGUUUGAAGAUGAGGAGCCGUGGGAUCGCAAGAGCAACGUAGCUGCUUGGGCUGCCGUCUUGGAGCACCGUGGGGACGACUACGGCCUUGCCGUCAGUCCUUAUUUCGCUCCAGCGAGGGCAGAGGAUCUCUCCGGUCUUCCUCCGGCAUGGAUAGACGUCGGUUCGACUGAUGUAUUUCGAGACGAGGCCGUGUCCUACGCUAGCCGACUGUGGGAGGCUGGCGUGCAGGCUGAGCUACAUGUCUGGCCGGGAGGGUUUCAUGGCUUUGAUAUGUUGGCCCCGAACUCUACGCUGGGCAAAAAGGCCAUCCGAGCUAAGAUGGACUGGAUCAAAACAAUAUUUGGCACCAAAGACUAA
Aspergillus pseudoviridinutans is the source of this 999-nucleotide messenger RNA. RefSeq names its product alpha/beta hydrolase. Lineage: Eukaryota; Fungi; Ascomycota; Eurotiomycetes; Eurotiales; Aspergillaceae. Bases 1 to 999 code for a protein of 332 amino acids. The transcript has a single exon. The record is from RefSeq and is a predicted model, not a curated record. Gene Ontology annotation, molecular function: hydrolase activity.